UACGAUUUCUGUCGUUUUUUUCAUUUUUUUUUUUUUUUGCGCUUUUUGUGUUAUUUUUGGGUCUUCGACGGGUGAUUUGCAUAAUCUCUGGCCGCGGCGCCACAGCCAUUGGCCUCCUCCACCAUCGCCAAUCAGCAGAGAGCUCCAGCCCGGCCCCAUGUGCAUAUAUAAAAAGUGGACCCAUCCGAAUUUCGGUUGUCAGUUAAUGCCCAUCAAACGAAUCAAUUCCAGGCACAGUCAUGAGCAGCGCGUCGCUUAAGUUCUAUCUGCUAUGUCUGCUCGUUAUCUGCGUGAUCGGUUGGAGUGCAGGAAUGCCAAGUUCGGAACUUACGCGUGAGGAAUUGGAGGAGCGGUAUCGACAAACUCCGCCGGUGCCCGAUGAACGAGAUGCCGAUGCCGAAGUGGAUAAUGCCUACGAUCGGUUUACACCCAGGCCCAGAAGUCCACACAUAGAAGGCUAAGCCCACCCAACUGCAAUCGAUUUCUGUUCUAUUUGCAGUGCCACUUAUUAUGUCGCGCAUUCAGGGUUAUGGCUAUGUAGUUCUAAGCUUAGGCGAA
Molecule: messenger RNA, 558 nt
Organism: Drosophila rhopaloa
Lineage: Eukaryota; Metazoa; Arthropoda; Insecta; Diptera; Drosophilidae
Exons: 2
Coding region: 240-461 (73 amino acids)
Source: RefSeq, a predicted model, not a curated record